Molecule: messenger RNA, 1323 nt
Organism: Danio rerio (zebrafish)
Lineage: Eukaryota; Metazoa; Chordata; Actinopteri; Cypriniformes; Danionidae
Source: RefSeq, a predicted model, not a curated record
GACUAUAAUGAAGAGAUCAGCUCUCUCUCACACACACACACACACCUCUGCAGACAUGAUUUACACUCUGAUUCUUUCUGGGGUUUUACUUCACAUUGGAGAUGGAGUUUGGAUUAAUAAACUGAAUAUAGGAGUGAAAUCUGGAUCUCCAGGCAUUAUUCCAUGUCUAUAUGAUGAACAAUAUAAAGAACACCAGAAGUUUUGGUGUUGGGGGACAUUUUUUAGCACUUGCUCUAUAUUGGCUUAUGUAAAUGAAACAAGAAAUAAAUUCUCCAUCACUGAUUAUCCAGCACAGAGUAUCUUUACAGUGGAAUGGCAGAAUCUGCAGCUGUCAGACUCUUCAUAUUACUGGUGCGUUGUGGAGAUCGGUGGUCCUGGGACACUAGACGCUGGUUAUUAUUUGUAUCUGACGGUACAAUCAGCUCCUGAUUUGUCUGUGAUGAACAGCAGUGUAUCUGGACAUGAAGGUGGUAAUGUUAGUGUUCAGUGUUUCUACAGUUCUGGAUAUAAGAAUAAAACCAAACAGUGGUGCAGAGUUAAAGAUAAGAGCUGUUUCCCAGAGAAUAAGACAGACACAUUCCAGAAUUCAUCAGUGCAGAUCAGUGAUGAUGGUGAAAGCUGCUUCACUGUGCUGAUGACUGGACUGACACUCUCUGAUUCUGGAUGGUAUUUCUGCUCUGCUGGAAAUCUGCAGGUUCCUGUUCAACUCACUGUCACUAAACCUGAACCCAAAGACCUGUACACAACACAGCCGUCAGCCAAACAAAUUCCUACAACAGUUUUGACUACCGUUUCAAGACCCGGGACAAACAUACUGAACAAGGAGCAUUUCUGUCUGUCAAAGGCCUAGAUGUGAUUCUCUAUCUCACCCUGAAGAAUCAGAGAAUUAGAAAAGUGUUGAUUAAUAAUAUUCUAUAUUUGCUUUAUGCUUAUUUAUCAGAGUAAAAAACAAAAUGUAAAGUUUACUUUAAAGUACUCAAGGCCACUAAAACAAUGUUUUGUUGAACUGUGUAACUCCAUUAUCCUAAAUGUGUGCAACAAACUUUUAAUUCUGAGAAAUAUUUUAAUCAUGUUCUUUGCUGUUUUGUCGCAUGUCAGUAAUGUCAUAUCUGCUUUACUUAGAUGUAAAUCAAUUGAGCUAAUAACAAAAGCUAGGCAUAUAUAUAUAUAUAUAUUUAUGUGUGUGUGUUAUUAUGAUUAACCACUAGUUGCGAAACUUACAUUCCGCUUCUUAAACGAUUACUGUCUAUAUUGCAUUUCUCUUCAUAUGGCACUAUUUUCAUCCAUAUUAUCGAUUAAAUUGAUUCUUAUACUAAUAAACCA